This is a messenger RNA of Adineta steineri, 777 nucleotides long. Lineage: Eukaryota; Metazoa; Rotifera; Eurotatoria; Adinetida; Adinetidae. The record is from the annotation of a GenBank genome assembly.
AUGGGUAGUGGUGGUUCAAAAACUAUUACAAUAAUUAAAACUGUCACAGAUCCGAAUUUAAUCAAAGAACUUCAACGUUAUCAAGAAGAAAAUUCUCUAUUAGCGGAUAAAUUUUAUCAACUUACACAACAAAUUGAAAAACAAAGAAUAAAUUGCUAUGAAGAUCUUCAACAAAUUAAUCAAUAUGCAGCUCAAAACUUAAUUAAACUUGCUUCUAAUACACAACCAUUUCAAUUAGGUGAACGUUCGUUUGGUUUUUUUGGUUUAACAUCAACAGGAAAAAGUACAAUAAUCAAUAAACUUAUUGGAUUUGAUUUAGCUGAAACAGGAGCAGGUGAAACUACACAAGAAAAUCAAUCAUAUGAUGGACAAGGAUAUCGUCUUUAUGAUAUUCCUGGUAGAAAUGAUGAUCUAUCAUAUUUUACUAUGGAGUAUAUUGCAUUUUGGAAAGGUUUAACUGGUCGAUUAAUAGUAAUAACAUCAACAAUCAAAGAAAUGACAAAAGUAUUUCGUCUUCUUGAUGCAAUUCAACUUCGUUAUGAUAUUAUUGUAAAUAAAUUUGAUUUAGUACCUAUUGAAGAAAGACAAAUAUUUAAACAAAAAAUAGAUAAACAAAUUCGUGAAAAUAAUCUUCAAGGUAUUGAUCAUAUUUGGUAUGUAAGUGCAUUGAAUCCAAAUCAAUUUCCUCAUUGGUUAGUCAUGGUAGAUUCAUUAACAAAUAAUACUAAUUAUAUAUCUAAUGAUUUUGAUCCAAUUGAUUAUCUUAUUUAUGAAUAA